This is a messenger RNA of Daldinia decipiens, 1331 nucleotides long. RefSeq lists its product as uncharacterized. The transcript is spliced from 2 exons. Lineage: Eukaryota; Fungi; Ascomycota; Sordariomycetes; Xylariales; Hypoxylaceae. Gene Ontology annotation, cellular component: mitochondrion. The record is from RefSeq and is a predicted model, not a curated record. The coding region runs from base 122 to 1063 and encodes 313 amino acids. Gene Ontology annotation, biological process: iron-sulfur cluster assembly. Gene Ontology annotation, molecular function: iron ion binding; 2 iron, 2 sulfur cluster binding; 4 iron, 4 sulfur cluster binding.
CCGAGCUUAAACUGACGGGGGGGGCCCUUGACAUCAUCCCACUUCAAAAAAAGGAAAAGAAAUCUCUUGCUUAGAAACGCCUACAUCUUCUCCGGCAACGCUUUAACCUCCAACCCCGAAAAUGCCGCCUCCGCUCGCCGUACGCUGCACCCACGGAUCCUCGUCUUCGGCUGCGAGACUAUUCGUGCGCUUGCUAUGCGCAUCGUCGUCGCCUAUAGGUAGCAGCAGCAGCAGCACUUCUAUUCUCGAUGUGUUGCUGCCGCCGCGGACCCGGGCUUUCCACCUCGCACGGGACCAAAUCCGUGGUCGGGCGCGGAGUCCUCGGGUCCGGAACGAAAGGAGCGUUAUAUCGCAUGUCCCGUAUAAUACAGCUCGACGAUAUUUUAGCGCAACGGCGCCCUGGCGCAAGACCCAAGUCGUGUAUAAUCCGCAGAAGGACGAGGACGGUAACGAUAUGGUCUUGGAGAUUACACCGCGCGCCGCCAGCAAACUUUCGCAAAUCAUGGUCAAAGACAAAAACCCCAACCUAGCGCUGCGCAUCUCCGUCGAAUCCGGCGGGUGCCACGGGUUCCAAUACCUAAUGUCCCUAACCUCUCUCCCGCCCUCCCUGCCCUCCACCCCGGACUCGACGACAUCCGCGCACCCGCCUCCCGAAACUUCAUCUACCCCUCCCGCCCCCGCCACCCAAGAAGGGCAGAACGCCACCGCCGAAAUCACCCCCUCAACCACCACCAGCGCCGCGCCUUCCGCGCCCAGCAUCGGCGAGGACGAUACCAUCUUCGCCUUUGUGAAAGACGACCCUCCUUCUUCGGAUUCCGAUUCGCCGCCGCCGCCCUCCUCAUCAACCCCGUCCGAGCCGUCUCCGUCUGUCGGCGCCGAAGCAAAGGACUUAACGAGCGCCGCAAUGCCCAAGGUCAUCCUAGACUCGCCGAGCUUGGAGCUGCUGAAGGGGAGCAAGGUGGACUACACGAUGGAGCUGAUUGGGAGCCAGUUUAAGAUCGUGGAUAACCCACUUGCUACAAGCAGUUGCGGCUGCGGCACUAGCUUCGACAUCAAGAUAUAACAUUUCCGCAUUGGGUACUCGGAUGUUUCCCUGUUUGGCCGAGGGUUCUUGUGUAUAUUUAUCUACCAUUAAUAGUUUAUAUUAGAAUAUUUGCAUGAAAGAGGAAAGAUGGGGGGGAUGAGAUCCGCGGAAAUUGGCGGUGGUGUCAUACUUUUCAUUGGGAGACAGUUGUAUAUUCUCUUAUCACGGCAUACAACGAGGGUAGUCCCGCAGAUACGAACAUAGAAUACAUUAAUCAUAUAAAUCACAAUCCCAACUUCUUCUCAGC